CCAGGAUACAAGUCCAUGAAGCCGAACACAUAGUACAAAUACAAACAUAAUAAUCACUGCACUGACUCUUGUGCAGUGCUGCUAUCAUCGGGUCCAUAUUAGAGAAUUCGGAAUCAUCAUCAUCGGGUCCAUAUUAGAGAAUUAAAAAUGCACCAUGCAUUCUUAAUAUUGGUAAGUAAAAUUUCAAAGUUUAGUUUUUUUUACUGAGGUCAAACCAAAGAGGACAUAAUCACUACGUGGUCAAACUCUACUUUCAAUAGAUGUUUUUUUUUAUACAUCAGUGCAUCGAGUAUAUUGAAUGCUUUUCAAAACAUCGGAUCGAUUCGAUAUUUUUCAUUGCAAAUAUCGAUGUUUUUGAUGCAUCGAUGUAUAUCGAAUAUCACUACAAUAAGAGUGCCGGUUUCUUUGAAUCGUCGUAUUACUGUGUAUUCACUUUUACCCUAAAAAAUAUCGAAAAUCAAGAAAUGGCUACUUAUGAUUUAAAUCUGUUCGAAGAAGUAGAAAAUCUAAUACACGACGAAAUUGAUUACACGACAACAGAUUUAAUGAACCGUCUUCAAUCAUUGAUUAACUGUAAAAUAUUAACCACUGAAAAUAUUACAAAUGAUUUAGUAGAUUUGGAGUUUUUAGAAGAAAUCAAGCACUUGGUAACAAAUGAAAAUAUUCCUGUGUUUUUUGGGAGAACUAUGAGGGAUAUAAAAUUUCUUUUAACUGAUGAUAGUCUCAGAGAACAUGAGGUGAUUAUGAAGUAUAUGAAUCUUAAAAAAGUAGUAAUAACUUCUGUAAAAUUACCUUACUCCCCUAUACAAGAUUGUGAGUACAGCUCCCUUCAGCAAAUCAUUCAAGCUUAUAGAGCACAUGUCGAGAGUUUAUGCACAUAUUUUAAUGAACUUGAGCGUAUUGAUAGAUUUUGUACUGUUAUGGAGCCACUAGAACCAACAUUUAAGGAUGACUUUAGACGGAUUCUUUUAGAUGAAAGGACAUGGCUUCAUGUAGAAGUUUCUCCAGAUGGGUCAGCUAAAAACAUGCAUUUGGUAGGUCAGUCUGAAUUAUGGAGCAACAAAUUGCAAUCAGGUCUUCUAUCAUGGGAUCAUGAUAAAGAUAUUGUAGAAAAUAUCAUGACUGUGUUUGAUUUAGUGAACUUUCCUACUUCUGUUACAUCCCGAAAGUCUUCAACAACUAGUAUUGAAAUGCCACCAGAACAAUCUACCUUAUGCAGUAUAUGCCUUUGUGCUGUGCUACCUGAUAGUCCUGGAGUACCCUUACCUCUAUGUCAAAAUGCUGUUUGUGGAGUUUAUUUUCACAGAAAUUGUCUGUUUCAGUGGCUAGUGGCGUGUUCAGGUGGUAGGCCCCCAGCAUUUGGAGUUGCUACUGGAAAUUGCCCGGCUUGUUUUCAAACUAUCGCGUGUAGUGAGAAAGAUGAUUAAUGUGUUGUACUUAAGAAUUUAAUUUCUAAGAGGGGAGGUGUUUUUCCAUACAAACGUAUUCCUUUGAUUAAGCGAUUCCUCCUUGAUUUUUAUCACAAAUAUUUUUUUGUCAUGGGCCUGCACUGUUUGAAUAAAAAUUUUUUUUAAACGGAAGGACAAUGGGAAAAACGCACCCAGCUCCGCCAAUAAUGUAAUUAAUAUGAAUCGAUAGAUCUAUGAAAAACUAGCCUUUUUUAUUAUGACACCGAAAAUAAAUAUCCUGGGAGUCAAAAGAUAUGACACCGUAAAAAAUAUCCUGGUAGUCAAUAAAUAUGACACAUGGGCAUAUUUAAGUAGCUGAAUAAAUUCAUUUUAUAGUAGGUACCUUCAUUUUAUAUUAUUAGUAAUCAUAAUAAUAUGCCAUAUCGUACUAUACAACCAAAUGUACGACAAAGCCUGUCAACCAUCCUACGCUUGCUUUUACUGAGACAUUUCAAAACGGUUAAUAGAUGCUGAAGGACUUGCAGUUGCAAAUAGUCGACUUGUCUUACUUCGUUGUGAUUGUGCGCUCCCUGCUACUUGAUUGAUUUUUAUCUAACACGCUUUGGAUAUUGGAACACGAUUAUCGGUUUUGUCAAUUAGGAACUGAAGUCAUGUGUUCUCCGAAGCGUGGGCAAGUUUGUGUAAUCUUUGGUCGCUCCGUUUUACAUAGAAGACAAUUUACUAUAACGAACAGAAUGUUUAAAAAAAAAAACAACCCAAGCGGGGAUUUUUGGAUUUACUCUAGCGCGGCAGAAUAACAUAAGGGGGCACCCAUGCACCUUGUGAAGUAUUCCCAUAAUUCCUGAGCACCCUAUGUAGGGUCGAACUAACUAAAUUAAUUCCCUUGUUUCAUUAAUGUUCGUUCGUUAUAGUACUUGUACAUAUUUAACUUAAAAUAACUAAAGACCCCCGGGAUGGAAUUUGAUGCGCUUUGGCACAGAUGAUCUCGACUAUAAUACCUUUCAAACAAAUGUAGUUCAAGCCGUGGCGGACGUGGGCGCAGCGUCCAUACAUUUUUGCCCAAUGUCCUUUGGAGGGAUAGAAUCAGGUAAGGUGUAAAAUAUGAUGUCACAAAUAAAUGAAAAUAAGAUAAAUACUAUAUACGCAAUAUGAAUUAAUUAAAGUUUUAUGUCAUGUUAGCUAUAAAAUCAGUUAGCAACUUGUAAAUAUUAUGAUCUCUUGUGCACAAUAGGGAUGGAAUGAAAGUAGGGAGAUGAAUACUAGGGAGAUGAUGAGAGAUUAGAUGACGAGGGUUUUUGAGUUCUAUAAAAAUCAAAAUCAUUUCAAGUACUGUAAAUUAACAUUAAGGAAAUUUUCUGUAAUGUGUACGCAAUAUUGUGUGGCAGAAAAAUGCUUUAUUUUUUCCUCAGUGCCCGCACUACCACAUCUACAUAACAUCUCAUAAUUGCAAUAGUGCGUGCUAGGUCUAGUAAUAAGUUUAAAAAAAUACUUGUGAUAUUAAUAUUUAGAAGAUGGUUUUUUAUUAAAUUUUAAUAUAAUCUUAUGAUGAA
Messenger RNA from Chilo suppressalis (striped riceborer), 2959 nucleotides. The record is from the annotation of a GenBank genome assembly. Lineage: Eukaryota; Metazoa; Arthropoda; Insecta; Lepidoptera; Crambidae.